This is a messenger RNA of Cryptotermes secundus, 2858 nucleotides long. RefSeq names its product insulin-like growth factor-binding protein complex acid labile subunit. Gene Ontology annotation, cellular component: plasma membrane. The record is from RefSeq and is a predicted model, not a curated record. The coding region runs from base 27 to 2705 and encodes 892 amino acids. The transcript has 4 exons. NCBI's taxonomy places the organism in Eukaryota, Metazoa, Arthropoda, Insecta, Blattodea, Kalotermitidae. Gene Ontology annotation, molecular function: protein binding.
UAUUCAGUUUAAGCCUGCAGGUCACCAUGAAGCAUCAAGGCAUGUCUGACAGCACAAUGACUGUUCUUCUGCUCCUUGUCUUGCAACUUCCAUUUCUGGUUAUUUGCAGAGAUGAACAAUGGAGCCAUCAAUGUCCUCCAGCUUGCACCUGCCAUGAAAGUCACUUCUCGGAAUUACCUUUAUACCGUUUUCUACAAGAUGGAACUUCUUUGAAGAAUGACAUCCCAGAAGUGCCUUCUCAUUUCAAUAAUGACGUAACGUAUGAAGAUGUUGAGCGAACAUCUGAAAAUGAGAACAAUGUCCUGAAAAUGGCAAUGUGUGUGUUCCAGUUGGGCACCGAGCCUUUCUCGCUUCUUAGUAUGCUCUUCCCAGAUGUUCAGGCCCUGAUAAUCCUUCAGGCCCGAGACUCAGGGGAGAUCACUUUAGAAGCUGAACAUAUGUCCCAUUUCCAACAACUACAAGUUCUAGAAAUCCAUGGCUUUCACCAUGAAGCAAGUAAUUAUUCACAAAAUGAGCUCCCAAGAAUACAAGCAGAGUCUGAACAAAGCAAACUGGUGUUGAAAAAUGAUGCCCUUCAUCCACUGUCAUCACUCAAGUACCUCAACCUUCAGCACAUAAAAUUAGUGGGCUACCCAGGACAGGGAAAUCAUGCUUCUCCAGCAGUUAUUCCACUUGAACCAAUUUCAAAUGAAAUUUCAGUCAAUACUGCCAUGCAGCCAACUUCGAAGAAGAUAAAACACAAGGGAGACCAUGGGUCUGGCAUGCAUCGCCUUGUAUUCCUCCCACCUGUAGAUGGGGACAGAGAUAUCCUCCCUUAUAAAGUAUAUGUUGAACAGCAGGAGCAGGCAGGUCUAUCAGUCUUCACCGGCCUCGUAAAUCUGGAGUUUAUAAGAGUGUUUGGGUGUGGAUUAAAUGAAAUAGAUUGGGCAAUGUUUGAUGGUCUGCAUAACUUGCAUUAUCUCUUGAUGGAAAGGAAUCAUCUUUUGUUCAUCCCAGAUUUUGCUUUCCUGGGUGUUCCAAAUCUGCGUACAUUGUCAUUAGCACACAACCAGCUACUAAGUCUACAAAGCACCAGUCUGGCUGGCUUGUUUGAGCUAGAUAAACUAGAUCUCUCUCAUAACAAUUUUUCACACCUCUCUGAAUUAUCCCUUCCACCUUUCCCCAAGUUACGCAUAGCUGACUUCAGGCACAAUCCUAUAGAGUCUGUAUUUCCCAGUACAUUUGAAAUCAUGAAUGCCACUUCAAUCUUGAAUAUUGGAGGGAAAGAAUCAGCACUUAGCAUCCAACCAAACUCUUUCCUUGGCCUUAUAAAUCUCAAACAGCUGAACAUCUACAAUGUCAGCAUUCCAAAGAUGGAGAGAGAAGUGCUGAGAGGAAUGCCAAAGUUGAAAGAAUUGAAAAUAACUGGAACCAUUGAAGGUUUGUCAUUUGAUGCCUUCCUUGAAGUUCCCAAGCUUGAAAACCUAGUACUGCAUCAUUGCAACAUCCAUUCAAUUUCCAUGGAUGCUUUCUAUGGGCUUUAUGGUUUGCUUUACCUGGACCUAUCACAUAAUCUUCUUGAGUCACUCCCGCCAGGCUUAUUCGAUCAACAGUUUUCACUCCGAGAACUGCUCCUACAUAACAAUAAGCUUAACAGACUUCCCCCUGGACUUCUGUCAAAUAUUCCAGCUAAGAUGGUACGCCUUGACGGUAACCCAUGGCACUGCACAUGCACUAUGAAGGACUGGCAACCAGCUGUUAUCAACAAAGUCAAACAGAAAAGUCAGCUCAACUUCUGUCAAUUUCAUUAUGACAAAGGUAGCAUGUGUAACCGUACUCAGACUUCCGAUCGUUAUGUCUAUGACAAGCGAGUGGCACCACAGUGCACCACACCAUCCAAAUUCAAGAACUGGAGUGUAUUUGAAGUGCUCCACAAAGAGCUCAGAUGCAACAGGAAGCAACACAUCAAGAUGGACAGAAAGGCCUACUUGAAGCAAAAGUAUGAGGACUAUGAAAAAAGCAUUAAACCUACAUAUGUAGGAAAUAAAACACUCUAUACAUAUUAUCCUCAGAAUACCACUAAGCCAAAUGUGAACCAGAAAUCAGUGGUUACAGGAAAUUCACCUGGGAAUGCUAAAGUAAAACAAAAUUCAACCCAAACACAAAUUCAUGAAGUUCCAACUACGACAAUAUUCACUGAAAUAAAGAAAGCUAUGCCAUCCACUACUGAACUUAGGAAGAAUGAACAAACACCAGAGGAUGAAAGAAGUGAGUCAGAAGUUACAGAUGAUGGAGAUAUAACAUCAACAACGCAGGUGCCUUCAGUCUACAAUCACAGUACUCCAACUUCACAAAGCAUAGAUGAUCGCAAUUACAAUCUCAUUUUAGAUAAUGAGACAUACAUUAAUCAGCCACAUGUCACAACAAGCAAAUAUGAUGCAAAUAUCACAAAUGAGGCAGACAGAACAACAGUAACCACUUCAACACACAAUGUGCUUGACAAUAAAGAUGUUAAUCCUACAAGCAAGAAGGAAAAGCAGAAAAUGGAGCUACUGAGAGAAAUGAAGGAGAAAGCAGCUGCCAAGCAAAAAAUGAAGCAAACUGAAACCAAUUAUUUCCUGCAUGAAGAAAAUGGUAAGCAAAUAAAACUAUCCAAGAAAGCAUGGAAAUUAGAACAGGAGAGAAAGCGUCAGCAAAGGUUGAAAAGAUUUCAAGCUCAAAAUUAACAGCACAACCUCUAAAGUGUAGCUGUGUGCAGUACGAAGCAUACAUGACUCAGGAAACAAAAAGGUUUAACUGAUUAUAUGUGUUUUAACCGCCAACUGGAAAGAAAAUAUCUGCAGUAAAAAUAAAGUGGACACUAAUAGGAUGAAUUUAAA